This is a messenger RNA of Phasianus colchicus (ring-necked pheasant), 6090 nucleotides long. RefSeq names its product chromosome 25 C6orf132 homolog (gene C25H6orf132). NCBI's taxonomy places the organism in Eukaryota, Metazoa, Chordata, Aves, Galliformes, Phasianidae. The record is from RefSeq and is a predicted model, not a curated record.
UGUUCCGGCCGCUCCGCUCGCUCCCUGCCCGCUGCCUCCCGCUCCCAGCGGCCCGGUGCCGCCGGAGGUUCGGUGCCGGGAGCGGAGCGGAGCGGCCGAGCCCCGCCAUGAAGAAGCAUCACUCCGUGCAGGGCACUUUCAGCCGCCUCUUCGGCAAGAAGCACGGCACAGCCGCCGCUUCGCUCUUCGCUACCAACCCGCCUUGGAUCUUCAGCCAGGAGGUGACCUCCGACAGCGCGGGCGGCACCGGGGAUGUGAUCGAAGUGUAUUAUGGUGACAAUCGCUUUGGGACGAUGACCGACUCCGGAACCGCAACGUUGAAGCCUCGUCCCAGAGUGCGGCCGCUGCUGACAUUCCUGCCCCUGAAUGCCCAGGAAUCUCAUGGGGUGGCUGUGCCAACACCAUCAGUGCCGGAUGACUUUGAGGAAAAGGCAGCUCCUGGCCCUGGCUCCCAGAUGAACGGGAACUACCGAAUGUACAGCUCGGUGGGGGACCUGCGCCCACAGGCUCUUGAGAGGGAAGACGAGGAUGAGGACAUCCCUCCACCACCAUCAGUGCCCCCUCCACCCCCUCCAACAGCACAGGUGCUCACGCCACCACCUCCAGCCCCACCAGCUCCUCCACCACCAGAAGCACUGCCACCACCACCGCCGCUGCCACCACCUGAGGCAGUGCCACCACCCCCCGCCGUGGCACCUCCACCACCCCCAGAGCCCACCCUGCCCUCCCCCACCACGCCAGCACCUCCAGACUUCAUCCCGCCGGCCCCUCCGCUCAGCAAGGCUCCUGCACCCUUCAGCAAUGGCAUCUCCAAGUGGAAAUCUGAGACAGUGCUGAACACGAGGCAGGUGGAUAACGAGGGGCCGCUCUGUCCUGCUGAGACCAAGGUGCCGGCUGCCCCCGAUACAGAGGAGAGCCCGCAGCCCCCUAAGCAGUGCCCUGAGCCCCACCUCACCUUCCCCAGGUCCUUCAAGGUGCCCCCGCCUGCCCCAGCCCGAUCCUCCUCCAUCCCCAUGCAGGAGAGCCAGCCCUCCCGCAUCGAGCCCUUCACCCGGCAGCCCCACGCACGGCCUCCCCUCCCUCCCUGCUUCACCAUCAGACCCGCAGCCAAAGCUCAUGCGGGAGAAGCCAAGGAAAGAAAUCCGCCUUUGAGACAGCCCAUCACCAAGGCAGCCCCUCCGCCGCUGAGCCCCAAGCCAGGUGCUGUGCUCAGCAGCCGGACCGCAGUGCCCAGCUCAGAUCCAAAGAACCUCCAGGCAAAAACAGACACCAGAGACUCUCCUCCAAAAUCUGAAGUUAUCACUGCAAACGAUCUGGAGCUGCCCCCUCCGGACUACCCGCUCAGUGAGGACAGUUGGAAGGAUCCCAGCAGCCUGAGCCAGCUGCAGCAUGAGCUGUCAGCCCUGCUGCGCUCCCCCAGGAGGGAUGAGAGGCAGCCAGAAGGGCCAGCAGCCCCCCAGCCCGUAAAUGGCAGCACCAACCAUGCUGGUAGCCAUGGGCCUGAUGGAGCCAGGCUUGUUGGAAGAGCUUUGUCAUCACCUACAGGAGAGGAGAGAGAGAGGAGAGAGGGGCCUGGGAGCAGCCCCAGUACCACGGGGGGACAACCUGGUGCAUCACAACCAGCUGUGGAAAGCAGCCCUACUGCGCAGCCCCACAGCGUGAAGAAGAUCAGGAGUGAGCUGGAGGCUGUGUUCUCCCUGAAGAAGGAAAGGAAACCAGUCCUGGGGCUCAGUGGUGAGAAGCAGAGCCCUGAGGAUGGUGGCAGUGCCUCACGUUCAGGGUUGAGUCCUCCUGAGCCGGGUGACACCGUGCUGCCAAAACCAGCCCUGAGCUCACUGCCAGCUCCAGCAGCUGCUGCAGUUGUGGAGAAGACAACAGAGCAGGAGAAGCAUCCUGCUCCCAACAUCCCUGCUGCUAACAAGGCCAUGGAGAGCUCAAGCCCUGCUCCCCGCUCCUCUGACAGCAGUGUGAGCCCCCCAGGCCCACCUCAGAGAGCAGCGGAGGAGCCACCAGCCCCCCUGAUCCCAUCACCCCCGAUUUCCCCAGCACCGCAGCCCAACACCAACAUCUUCCAGUACAAAGUGCACCGGGCUGGGGCUGGUGAAGCUGAGCCUGCCUGCCCCCCGAGUUCGGCCAGCAGCCCGCCAGGAGUCCUGGGCGCAGGGCAGGAAGAGGUGCUGAUCCACCCGGUGACAGGAGAGCGGGUAGAGCGGGGCUCUCCCAUGGCACUGCUGCUGGCAGCCCGGCAGCGGGCACAGCGGGGCCGCCAGGGCAGCGAUGCGGGAGGUCCGCCAAGAGCCAGGCCACACACCAAAUUUGGCAGCAGCGCAUCGGAAACCACCUCCAGCACCAGCUUCUACCGCCACGAAUCCAAGCCUUACUCCUUCACCGUGGUGCCCCGGCCCUCGGCAGCACAGAGCAGGCCGCCGUCUUUCUCCAGUUCCUCAGAGCAGGGCCAGGCGGUGGGCAAUGGGCAGCACUCCGGGCAGCAGCGGCCUGCAGCCUCCAGCCUGCUGCGGGGUCUGCUGGAGCAGGGGCAGCCAAAGCACCCCGACCCUCCCCGCCACACCGUGUCUGGAGAGGAGGAGGAGAACGGGGAGGCGGUGCUGGACUACACCAUCAUCCCCCCGCCCCCCGAGUUCAGCAAUGAGGUGGAUGAGGUUGAUGGCAUCCCGCAGAGCCGUGAAGAGAACCACAAGUGCCCCAGCUUCCCUGACUGCAGCCGGAGCUCCGACGCACCGCGGUACUUCAGGUGGCCUGGCUACGGCCGUAGUUAUGGCUAUGGGAGCAGCCAGGAGCCCUCGGAGCACAGCAGGAGGAAUGGUGACCUGGCACCCCCGUGCCCAGAUUACAGCAGCACCGCCGGUUAUCACAACCGAGGGCCGAGCAGCCGCCCGCUGAUCAAAAAGCGGCUCUACGUCUCCGAGCCUGAACACUCCCACCCCAGAGCAGCCGCCCGGGGCACGGGGCUCCCAUCCUAUGGCUCUGGGGCGUACAGCUCCUCAGCUGGGGAUGGGGCCCGGCGCCUCAGCUCUGCCCACUGGAACGGCCCUGGUGCUGCGCAGGGCAGGCGCACGUCCAUCGAUUCAGCUGGGAAAGCCGGGCCAUACGGCGGGGCUGACGCCAAGUACAAGGGGCAGAAUGGGGACUUCUUAGUAGCUGGCAGACCUGCCCACGGCAGCUCGCAGUAUGGUGGACCCACCAACACCUUCACGGUCAGACCCGGGGCACGGCAGCCCAUCUCCUACACCUACCAGAGUGGGCACCGAUAGGCUCAUCCAUAGGGCUGCUCCACUGCCUUCGUCCUUCUGCUGGGAAGAGGCAACGAGGUGCGUGGUUGUUGGAGGUUUUCUCCACCUGGCCAGCAAACACUGCUCAACACUGCUGAGGAUGAAUGUGGAGAGCAAACCUGGGACUUGGACUCUUCAAAAAGACUGUCAUGGAGCAUAGUUACUGCAGACCAGCUACUGUUAUGUGAGCAAAGAUGUUUUUCUUUCUCUUCUUCCCUCUGCCCCAGUAUUAUUUUCAAAUUUGCAGCCUGAUAGGUCUUCUAAAAUGCAAAAGACCCUUAGUUUAAAGAUCGUUACUGGAGAGAUUGGGGUUUUUUUUGUUUGUUUGUUUAAUCGUGCUUGGGAGUGGGGAGAAGCCAAAGCUGGAGAUGUGUGUAAUGGAAGCAAGCCAGUAUGUAUCUGAAUUUAGGGGAAUUAAGAAUGUGAGGUCAAUUGGAUAGAAAUAGUUUAGGAUGCCUGCAUCGCCGCCCCCUCAGCCUUGAGUGAACCCAUUACACUGAUGCCUUAAGCCAGCUCAUGCUCUCAGUGCCCAUCUCCAGGGCUGGGAGCAGCUGUUCUGCAAGCACAGCCCUUGCUUUCCCACUCCUUUUGGUGCCUGCACCUUUGUGUUGCUGGUUCUUUGUCAUGGGAGACUGCAAGGCCUGGCUGGGUGGCAGUGAAGCAUGUUGGCAACGUGAGAUCUUUGAUCUAGGGGAUGAAUAAGCUAAGUUUUGGUGUAACUGUAAAGUUUUUGACACUCCGGGGUGUGGUGUACCUGAGGGACCUUUCUCCAGCUGUUUCCAUCAGCACCAUGGUGGAUGCUUUGGUGCAGAUCUGUGUGAUGGGAGAGGAGAGUGGUCUGAAAGAGGGUAUUUCACACUGCGGUCAGCUGUAGUGAGAGUGUAUUAUUCUGAGGUUUUGAAUAGUUAACUUCCAGAAGUUAGAAGCAAAUCUUCCUCCCAGGUAAAAUUGCUGCAAAUCACUGUAAGAUAGGUGUAAAAACUUGUAGAGAGUAUUUUCUAAUCGCUGACAAACUAAAAGCACUUUGAGACACGAGUCUACCUUUAUUGAAAGCACUUUCUGUUCUCAAUGUCAUACAGUAUCAUUAGUUCCAUUCAAGCUUAUUCUGCUUUGUGUUGCGAGUAGAUUUUGCUCUACAAUUAGACUCAAAACUGGGUGAUAAGUUUUCCCCUCACAGUGCAGAUUUCAGAAGUUAUCUUUAUUAAUGUCACGCUGUUGACAUUCUGUUUUACAUUAUUUCCAGCUCUACCUAAUAAUUUAACAGCUGUUUCGAACGCUGCAGAGGCUUCGAAGUAUUCUGAACUUUACUUUGCUGUGAAUGAAAUGAGAACGCAAAUACCAUAAUCAGCCUAAUAGCUAAUUCAUAGGAUGUUUUUAUGCCAGUAACUCACAGUGACUUGGAAUGCUUCCAGCUGUGCUCACUCCAGCUGGUAUUGAAACAGCACAUUUUAAAUGGCUGGAUGUUGGUUUAUGGAGGAGAAAUAACUAUGGAGGAACUAGGCAUUAAAUCCCUGGGCUGUACAACAGCCAUUUGCCAAUCUCCACCCCCAUUGAGGAAGUUCCCCGUGUGAGGAGCAUCCUGAGAACAUUUAUUGAUCGUUGGGAGUGAAGCUGUGAUGCUGUCUGCGUAGCUCCAGGGUUGUGUUUCACACAUUCAGGGAUUUCACCACUUUCCCCUAAAAGCAAAGAAGCUUCGCUGAUAAUGUUGCAACCUGAUCUUUUUGUUUCCUGGUGUAGAUUUUUGCAUCAUGAGUUAAAACUGCAAAUGAAUUCCUAAAAUUACUUUAGAGACUUGCUGGGAGAUGAAUCGUGGAGAUGAAUCCUUUAACACAUAUGCAAUUUCUGGAUUGUCUUCCUCUUUCGAAUUCUGCUCAACCUCAGCAAAUAUCCCCAACAAAAGUUUCAUUUUCUUUUCAGAGCAAAUGUGAAAGUCCAACGUUGGCGCUUGCUUUGAAUUCCAUGUUUCCUAUUUCAUUCAGACAUGCAAUUCGCAAGUUGCUAUAAUACAGUGCUACGUAGCGUGGAGCAUCUUGUUUCUAGCAGGUGGACGUUGCUUUAAAUUAAAUAGCAGAAGCAUGAGAAUGUAAGUCAGGUUUGUGUAGCAGCCGUUUAUUUACUCAAAGAACGCCCAUCCUGGGAAUGCAUAUGGACCAAGCUGUAAUGAAACCGAGUAGGACUUCCCAGUAAAACUGGUUAACGUCAGUGUUUGAAGCAUUGAAACCAUUCUGUUCUUUAGACACUGCGGGCUGUCCCCGCUGCUUUAGGAAAAUAGUAGGAUUUCAGUAGGACUAAACAGACCAAGGCCAUGGGGAACUGUUUGCAUUCCAAAGAAAUCGCUGUCAGAGCUGUUACAGGGCAGCUCGGUGCAAUGAGCAGUGAGGACUCCUCUCAGCUGCUGGGAGCUCGCUCUUGGCCGGGUGAUCUUGUCAGCACAGCACACACAUUGCUUUACUCUGAUUCCUGUUUCUCUUCCUUCUCCCCCAGCUGCUUUACUACAUAAACUUAGCGAUAGAGAAGGGAAAUUGAGGGGUGGUAACAGAGCCAAAUGACCCGAUAGUGCUGGCAGCCAUCCUGAAAGCUGACAGUGGAAUUCUUAGUGCCUCAACCCUCUCUUGCCAGUGUGGUCAUUCAAGCCUUGAUUCGACUUAAAUGAGCCCCUGCAACCUCUUCUAAAGCGCCUGCUAAUGUAGUAGAACUGAGAGCUCAACUUGUAAAGUGUUUGAACAAAGUCUCUUAUUUAUGAGUGCCACUGAACACCAACCUUCUUGCAUUAAAUGUGUCUGGAUGUAUUGUUUUAUGA